This is a messenger RNA of Nicotiana tabacum (common tobacco), 1302 nucleotides long. The record is from RefSeq and is a predicted model, not a curated record. Lineage: Eukaryota; Viridiplantae; Streptophyta; Magnoliopsida; Solanales; Solanaceae.
AUGGAAAAUCAGGAAGUAGAGGAUAUUAAUCCACUUGGGAUCUCACCACCAGUCCAUGUAGAGGAGCAAUUUGAUGAAGUGGCGCCAAGGCCAGCAAACAGAAUCCUUAGGGAUUAUGCUAGACUCGAUCGCUUCAACUGUGAAUCUAGUGUCAGGAAGCCCCCCGUGGCAGCCAACUUCUUUGAAAUCAGGACCGGCCUGAUUCAGACAAUUCAACAAUCUUGUAUCUUCACUGGUAAUACAAGUGAAGACCCACAUAGUCAUUUAAUUGAUUUUCUAGAACUUGUAGAAACUGCUAAGUACAAUGGAGUACCUCGUGAAGCCAUCAAGUUAUGGCUAUUUCCUUUUUCUUUAAAAGGAGAUGUCAAGACUUGGUUGCGAAGUAUGCCUCAAGGGUCCAUUAUGACAUGGGACCAGAUGACUCAAAAGUUUUUAAACAAAUAUUUUUCCCCUGCUAAAACAACAAAGUUAAGACAAGACAUAUCUAAUUUCUUGCAGACUGACACUGGAUCAGUUUAUCAAGCUUGGGAAAGAUUAAAAGCAAUGUUAAGAAAAUACUCACUCCAUGAUAUUCCUGAACAUAUGCAAUUGUACAUUCUCUAUCACGGGUUAAAACCUUCUGCUAAAAAUGUGAUAGAUGCAGCUGCAGGAGGUUCUGUAAUAGGAAAAACCACAGAGGAAUUAUUGCAACUGUUGAAUAAAAUUUCAGAGAAUGUUAUCCAAUGGCCAUCUGAGCGUGUAAUCAUUAAAAAGUUUGCUACGGCUUGUGACAUGUGCGAAGGAAACCACCAAAACCAUGAAUGUCAAGCAACCAAUCAAACGGGUGAAUAUAUUAAUGUCAUCGGUUACAAGCCAUAUCCUUUUGGGAGUCCAAUGGCACAGAAGCAUCCAGGAUUUCAGUGGAAUAACCCAAAUGGUGCAGAAAACUCUCAAAGCUUCCAGAAACAACAUGUACAAGGUCCGCCGGGAUACCAGAAUCAAAAUCGUGGGCAACCAAGUUACAGACCUUAUCAGCAAGCAGGACCAUAUCAACAAGCAGGGUCAUACCAGCAGAGGCCCCAACAAGCUCAUCCAAGUCUUGAUGACCUUUUGUACAAGUAUAUUAAGGUCACUAAUGAAAAGAUGGAAACCCAAAAUUCAUCCCUCAAAAAUCUGGAAAUUCAUUUAGGCCAAUUGGCAGCUCUUGUGUCAGAAAAGAUUCAGGGUCCCUUACCAAGCAAUACAGAGAAAAAUCCAAAAGAGUACCUUAAGGCCAUCACUUUACGGUCAGGUAAGGAACUUGAUGAACCUUAUGCAGACUGA